CCAAGUUCGACACCCCGCCUCCGACUACAGUUUUUCGGCGCUUCAAUGUAAAACUAAUGCUGUUUUUUUAUGUAUUAACUAAACUACUAUCGAUGCAAUAUUCAAUGUUUCCGUAUACUUAAUCUGAUCGCUUUAUACGUAUUACUGUAAAUAAGUAAUUAUAACACAUUUUAGUGGGUACCAUAUUAGGAAGAUAUAAACAUGCAAACAUAAAGCAAACUUUACUAAUGUAUAAAUGAAUGUUACCCCAGUAACACUCCAUGUGGAAACGGGGACCUUCCACUUCCUGCCACGUAACAGCGCAUGCGCAUCAGAUGACCACUCAUUUGACGACGUGUACCCGGUGAGUACAAGUAGUCGGGUACUUUCCCGUUCCCUGGAUUCAGUCCGCAGUUAAACCUUAUUAAAAAAACAAACCGCUUCAAGACAUCGGCACAAUGGGAGGCACACAGAGCGUGGAGAUACCGGGAGGCGGCUCAGAAGGCUACCACGUUCUCCGGGUUCAGGAGAACUCACCAGGCCACCGAGCAGGACUGGAACCUUUCUUUGACUUCAUCGUUUCCAUCAAUAACACCCGACUGAACAAGGAUAACGACACCCUAAAGGACCUCCUCAAAGCCAGCGUAGAGAAACCAGUCAAGAUGCUGGUUUACUCCUCAAAGACACUGGAGCUGCGGGAAUCCACAGUCACCCCCAGUAACCUGUGGGGGGGCCAAGGCUUGCUUGGGGUUUCCAUUCGCUUCUGCAGCUUUGAAGGCGCCAAUGAGAAUGUUUGGCACGUUCUGGAAGUGGAGCCCAAUUCCCCUGCAGCUAUUGCAGGUUUGAGGCCACACACCGACUACGUUAUCGGAGCUGACACUGUUAUGAACGAGUCUGAGGAUUUGUUCUCGCUGAUAGAGAGCCAUGAGGGGAAGGGCCUGAAGCUUUAUGUGUACAACACAGACACCGACAACUGCAGAGAGGUGGUCAUCACGCCCAAUAGUGCCUGGGGAGGAGAGGGGAGCCUUGGAUGCGGGAUUGGCUACGGAUACCUCCACAGGAUCCCCACGCGACCUUUCGAGGAAGGGAAGAAGAUCAGCUUUCCCGGGAAUGCGUCUGGCGUGCCUGUCAGUCCGUUGAAGGAUGGAUUCACCGAGGUCCAGCUGUCGGCCGUGACCCCGCCCCAUAUUGCACCCACAGUCCCUGCUGGCCUUGAGGACUCGUUGUCUAGUCUGUCAAUCAGCACUGCCCCGCCCACUAUGCCAAGUGAGCUGCAAACAGGUUUGCCCACAGUCCCUCUGCUCCCUGCCUCCUCCAGUCCAUCCCUGAGCCCCCUUGCUCCCCUCAAUCCUGCCACCGCCAGCUUCAAUCCCGCCACCACGCUACCAGGCUUGAUGCCCCUCCCAGGUGGCUUACCUCCGCUACCCAACCUCCCCAAUCUGAACCUGCCACUCCCAGACCUCGGUACCAUCUCACUAGCAGGGAGCAGCAGCUUAGCGGCGGGUGGAAGCACAGCAGUUCCUCCCUUGGUCGCUCCGUUGAACCUACACGGCCUCGCCCCGCUGCCUCCUCUGCCCACCAUGCUGCCCUCGCAGCUGACUCCCCUCCUGCCUCAGGGUGUGGCCCCCAUUCUGCCGCCCACAUCCACGUCCACCGCCGCUGCCCCCUCCCCGGCCUCGGUCACAGUGACACCUGCCACAGAGCCUGUCGCAGAGGCCACAAAGGUCACGGAACUGCAGCCUCCGACGGAAACACUAACAAUGUCCUCCUAACUUUGGAAAAUGUAUAUCUCGCUUAACCAUGGAAGCAAAACACACACCCGGUUUCUCUAUCCUCUUCUGUGUCUUGUCUUUGUUUUUUUCUAUUUAUUUGGCCAAGGGGGGGGGGGCAUUGUACCCAGUCAGAGGUUCCGAAUGUGUAUAAGGGGAUGUCUGGUUAAAGGAAUGUACUACUCUUCCGUUACAUAUUCAAACUGAAUUAGUCAUAUGAUCAUUUUUAUAUAUAAUCAAACAUGACAUUUAGGUAAUACUUUGGAACUUAUGGCCACAUUCUCAGAAAGCUAAGGACCGACUUUUAGGCUCCAUCCUUCCGUCUUACUUUACAUAUAAUGUCACUGUAAGGGUACUGCUACACCUUCAUAUUAUACCUCACUAAAUGCUAGUAAAGUCAUGAAACCCUAAAUUAAAAAGAAUUACUAUGUUAACGCUAUAGUCAAAAGUUCUUCUAUAAUUCUGAAGCUACUUCAGAAACACAAGUCAAAGAUUCUUGGUGCUCCUCUUUUUUUUUUUUUUUUUAACGAGCCUAUGUCCAAAGUUGCCAUCCCUUUGCACGGUUCUAAACUUUGGUCCAUUCACUGUCAAUCAAGCCUUCCAUUGCUGCCAUGUAUUUUAUCCAGUUAGUUGACCUCCAGACCCGUUUAUUCAUUUCUUCCUACUAUAUUUUGCACCACCUUUUCAUUUUUUGACAUAUGAUUGUCUCCUUUUGUAUGACUUUGUUAUGGCUUUCCCUACACAACAUGAAACUGGGGGGGGGGGUUACAAUCAACUACCGGGGGUUGUAAUAUCCAUGAAGAGUCAAGAUGUCACUGUAAACGUGAAACUUUAAACAUCUCAAGUAU
Molecule: messenger RNA, 2596 nt
Organism: Doryrhamphus excisus (bluestripe pipefish)
Lineage: Eukaryota; Metazoa; Chordata; Actinopteri; Syngnathiformes; Syngnathidae
Gene: gorasp2
Product: golgi reassembly stacking protein 2
Biological process (GO): Golgi organization
Cellular component (GO): Golgi apparatus
Molecular function (GO): protein binding
Source: RefSeq, a predicted model, not a curated record